AUGAAGACUACGUUUGAGAGUAGUCAGGCGGAGAUGAAGAAGCUUAUCAUGGAUCAACUUGCGACCGUGAUAAGUUUGUUACAAAAGCAACCAUCACAGCCAGCAGAGGAUGAACGUCGUCGGUAUAAUUCUGGUUCUGAAGAUGACGUGUACCCUGAAGAUUGGGAACCCAACGUAGACGAGGUUCCUUCUACUCCAACGGAUGCCAUUAUUAUGGCCAUCGGAGAUACGCAGUCUCAGGAUGUGCAACAGUUGGAUGGGCCACCAGCUGGAGUGGAAUUUGUGAGGAGGGCAAAACGGAAGCCAGUGUAUUUGAAGGACUACACAGCGGGGAAGAAGAAACAACGAACUGGUCCUGUUGAGGUUGAUACUUUGAGGCCAGCAAACCCACGACUGUACAAAUUUUUCAAAAGGUGGAUUACUUACUCGAGGGACAACUGCCGUCCUAGAGAAGUGCACACUGGCAUUGCCGAUCGAAGUUGGUUCGUGAAGUUGAUGGUGGAGCACGAAUGGAUCGACGAUUCUCAAAUUGAUGCCAUAUUCCACUUGUUGAGAAGAAGGAGGAAGCUCUUCCCUAAGGUGUACACUACGAAUUGUGUGGUUCUGGACACAUAUGCUCCACAAAUAUUUUCAAUGUACUGGAAUUGUCAUGAUGGUGACAGAAGCACAUUUAUCUGGGAUGAGUCAAUUAUUGAUUAUGUGAGGGGGAAGGAGCAUCGGCACUUGCCUUGUUGGGAGAACCAGGAGUACAUCUACUUCACAUUGAACCUUCCUGCUGAGAAGCAUUGGGUGGCUGUUGAGGUAGAUAUUGAGAAUUGGCAAAUUGUUGUAUAUGACUGUGAUAUCGGCGCCACGACUGAGGACAAUAUGAAGUCAUAUUUGAAGCCUUAUACCGAGAUAUUUGCAUCCUUAUUGCGGGCUUCUGGUUAUUUUAAGACCAACAGUUAUGUAUUUCCGGUUGAAACAGGUGAUCUCAGCCAGCUCCCACCAAUGCAUUAUAAACGAGCUACUCCGGAAGUUGUACCACAAGCGGAAAGCAGUGGCGAUUGUGGAAUAUAUGCCAUUGAAUACGUGGAGCACCGAAUGUUGGAUCUGCCGUUUGAGAAAGUUAACGAUGAUAACAUGCUCACCUUUAGACAUAGGUGGUGUGUUGACUUAUUUUACCAGAAUGUAUAA
Messenger RNA from Humulus lupulus (European hop), 1176 nucleotides. RefSeq lists its product as uncharacterized. The record is from RefSeq and is a predicted model, not a curated record. Gene Ontology annotation, molecular function: cysteine-type peptidase activity. The transcript has 3 exons. Gene Ontology annotation, biological process: proteolysis. Lineage: Eukaryota; Viridiplantae; Streptophyta; Magnoliopsida; Rosales; Cannabaceae. The coding region runs from base 1 to 1176 and encodes 391 amino acids.